Molecule: messenger RNA, 348 nt
Organism: Abrus precatorius (Indian licorice)
Lineage: Eukaryota; Viridiplantae; Streptophyta; Magnoliopsida; Fabales; Fabaceae
Product: glutaredoxin-C9-like
Exons: 1
Coding region: 1-348 (115 amino acids)
Source: RefSeq, a predicted model, not a curated record
AUGUGGAUGAUGAUGGAGGGUUCAGCCUCAGCCGCAGCAUCGAUAGUGAACCACCUCACGUCGUGCAACGCCGUGGUUGUAUUCAGCUGGAGCGAGUGUUGCAUGUCUACGGUGGCCAAGCGUCUUCUGUUCAGUCUCGGCGUGGGACCCACCGUGGUGGAGCUAGACGAGCAUGCUGCUGGACCUGCUAUUCACGCGCUUCUCUACGAGGUUGCCGGCACGCGCCAACCUCUCCCCGCCGUCUUCGUCGGCGGAAAGUUCAUCGGCGGGGUGCAGACUCUGAUGGCUUCCCACAUCAACGGCACACUCAUUCCUCUCCUUAAGCAAGCUGGUGCACUUUGGCUUUAA